Molecule: messenger RNA, 10089 nt
Organism: Symbiodinium sp. CCMP2592
Lineage: Eukaryota; Dinophyceae; Suessiales; Symbiodiniaceae
Source: the annotation of a GenBank genome assembly
AUGCUUGCAGCUCCCAGUUUUCUUGCGCCCGGCGCGACCCCUGCUCGACAAUCAGGAUUGUCGCAUGCACCGCUGCAGCCUCGGGUGUCGUCGAGCUCAGCAUUUUCCAGCAUCCCAGUUGCAACGGUCGCCUCGAGUGCAGUUUUGGCGGUUGCUGCCCGCAGUGCCACCAAGCAGACUAGCAAGACCGUCCGAAAUUUUUUCGGUGACAGCGGCAGCACCAGCUAUGCCAGCUUCGAUCCUGCAACAGAGCUGGGAGUCCAGGACCCCAUCGGCUUCUGGGACCCGCUAGGCCUGAGCGCCGACAAGGAUCAGGCCACCUUCAAGCGCCGCCGCGCCGUGGAGAUCAAGCACGGCCGAAUCGCCAUGUAUGCGACCAUGGGCUAUAUCGUCCCAGAGUACUUCAAGUUUCCGGGCUACUUGAGCCCAAGCUUGGGUCUUAAGUUCAGCGACGUGCCGAAUGGCUUGGCCGCAUUGUCCAAGAUUCCGGUUCUUGGAGGAGCACAGAUCAUUGCCUUCUGCGGCCUCAUCGAGACCACGGGCUUCUUCCAGGCAUCGUCCACCACGGAUGGCCGUGGCCCUCGCGAGGGUCAGUUCUCCAUGAAGGACUCCACGGAAUCUGCGGAGCCGGGCAACUAUGGCGUCGGCUUCCCCAACUUCCUGGGCAAGGUCGAGGACCCGGAGGCCCGCAAAAGCAAAUUGGCGGCCGAGUUGGCCAACGGCCGCCUGGCCAUGAUGGCGAUCAUCGGAAUGUUUUUCCAAGAUGGACUCACAGGAUCGGCAUGGGGUGACUGGAGCCUCUACACGGCCUCGCCCCUGCGUGCCAGAGAGUCGAAGGUUGCACGCAACUUCUUCGGCGGUGGAGAGACCACCAGCUAUGCCAGCUUCGACCCGGCCACGGAGUUGGGUGUGCAAGAUCCCAUCGGGUUCUGGGACCCGCUAGGCCUGAGCGCCGACAAGGAUCAGGCCACCUUCAAGCGCCGCCGCGCCGUGGAGAUCAAGCAUGGCCGAAUUGCCAUGUAUGCGACCAUGGGCUAUAUCGUCCCAGAGUACUUCAAGUUUCCGGGCUACUUGAGCCCAAGCUUGGGUCUUAAGUUCAGCGACGUGCCGAAUGGCUUGGCCGCAUUGUCCAAGAUUCCGGUUCUUGGAGGAGCACAGAUCAUUGCCUUCUGCGGCCUCAUCGAGACCACGGGCUUCUUCCAGGCAUCGUCCACCACGGAUGGCCGUGGCCCUCGCGAGGGUCAGUUCUCCAUGAAGGACUCCACGGAAUCUGCGGAGCCGGGCAACUAUGGCGUCGGCUUCCCCAACUUCCUGGGCAAGGUCGAGGACCCGGAGGCCCGUAAAAGCAAAUUGGCGGCCGAGUUGGCCAACGGCCGCCUGGCCAUGAUGGCGAUCAUCGGAAUGUUUUUCCAAGAUGGACUCACAGGAUCGGCAUGGGGUGACUGGAGCCUCUACACGGCCUCGCCCCUGCGUGCCAGAGAGUCGAAGAUUGCACGCAACUUCUUCGGUGGAGAGACCACCAGCUAUGCCAGCUUCGACCCGGCCACGGAGUUGGGUGUGCAAGAUCCCAUCGGGUUCUGGGACCCGCUAGGCCUGAGCGCCGACAAGGAUCAGGCCACCUUCAAGCGCCGCCGCGCCGUGGAGAUCAAGCAUGGCCGAAUUGCCAUGUAUGCGACCAUGGGCUAUAUCGUCCCAGAGUACUUCAAGUUUCCGGGCUACUUGAUUCCGGUUCUUGGAGGAGCACAGAUCAUUGCCUUCUGCGGCCUCAUCGAGACCACGGGCUUCUUCCAGGCAUCGUCCACCACGGAUGGCCGUGGCCCUCGCGAGGGUCAGUUCUCCAUGAAGGACUCCACGGAAUCUGCGGAGCCGGGCAACUAUGGCGUCGGCUUCCCCAACUUCCUGGGCAAGGUCGAGGACCCGGAGGCCCGCAAAAGCAAAUUGGCGGCCGAGUUGGCCAACGGUCUUCAUGGAUUGUUGAGCUGGUGGGAUGCCGAGGAUCACGAUGGCGAGGAGGACGAGGCGAAUCUGCUCUAUUCGCAGUUGGAGCAGGCUCCUUUGAUGGUGGUGAUACAGCGUGUGCUAGAGAUCGACCUCCACGAGGUGCACACGGGCCCGAGUGACAAUCUCGGGUACGAACUGAUCUCCCAAGCCGCUUCCCGCGUCUUCUUCUACCUGUUCAUGUUUGGGGAGAUGGCUUGGCUUCUUCGCCGCUACGCCUGGGAAGACCUGGUCUUCACUGGCAGUCAGGAUGGAAAUUCGAUGAGGCAGCCACUGGUUGGUUCUGCCCGAGUUCUACGGAGGGAUCGGGAGGUGGUGGCGUGGACAGUUGCCACUUACCUCUUCAUUUGCAUGCUGGUUGUGGGUCACGCUCUGAUGGUGGUGAGAGAGCUGUGGGAGCUCGAGUGCCACUUGCCUUUGGCAGGAGCUCUUUUCGUCGAAGAUGGUGGAGGCGGCUCAGGCGGAUUCGGCUUGGCGUUCGCCGGUCUGCGCAGAUCUGGGUUCUUCGUGGUCGCGGGCUUGGAAGGCGACGGUUCGUCUGCCCUGUUCCUCCCCGUGCUCUUCGAGGCCGCCGGAUUCAAUCCCUUGGUGGUGCCGAUGACACUGCUUUCAGUUUUUCCCCCUCUGGGGUUGAUGUUUCAAGCUGCUGCACUCGCAAAUGUGCUGUGGCUGAUUCUGGCUGUGAUGUUCCGAGUCGGGGCAGUUUGCCUGGCUCCAGUGGUGGUGGCCUUGCGGGUGGUCAUCUUCUCCCUUCUGCUGAUGGAGGCUGUCGGGCUCAGGCGGAGGAUGGUGGAUAUGCUGGGCAGUGCGGGGCCGGAGGUGUUUUGGCCAAGCCUGCCGUUGGAUGUGCUCGUACAGAUGGCGAUGCUGUGGGCCGGCGCAUUUUGCCCGGGCCUGCUCAUGUUAACGAUAGCUUGGCCGAUGAUGGAGCCGGUGGUGGAUCGGCUGGUGGCCUUUGUGGAGGUGGUCCUGCCGGGCAUUCAUGUGCUGAGGCGGGCGAGGCAAAGCAUUGCGGGCGGCGGUGAUCCUCUUCGUGGAGGCGCUGGUGGUGCGGCUGCCUCGAGGCGCAAGCGCACGGAGCGCCUUCUGGAGGGCCUGCAUGGCCUUUUGAGCGGCUGGGGCGCCGACGAGGACGAUGCUGGGGUUGAUGAGGGGGCUGAGCUUCUCUAUGCACAGCUUGAGCAGCUUCUGUGGGAUCGACCCAGGGACCCCUACACGGCCUUGCAGAAGAUAGUGACGUCGUGGAGCCAUGAUGGUGCCACUGAUUGUGCGAGGGCUUGGGCUCCCGAGCCCGUCAGGACUGACUUUGCUGCCUCCUGGAAGCCUGCUGCUCGCUGGAGAAAGAACAAGGCCAAGGGUGAUCAAGCUGAGGUGUGGUCCCAAGCCGAAUGGGAUGCAUGGAAUGCUGGGCGUGAUACCCCAGCUUCUGCUGAAGAUGCCGGCUGGACGGAGGUCAAGAGCAAGCGGCGCCGCAAGCCGACUUCGGACGCUGCCCCGCGCCGUGUGGUUUCCAUUUCGGAGAAGGGCAAGGGCAAGGCUUCUGAGCCGGUUUCCGUUUGGACGUGGUGGCCUCGCUCCAGUGACUGGACUGGUGGCCCAUGCAUUGUUGGCACCUUCUCUGAGCUCAUGAACACUGAGGCUGUGCAGGAUUGUGUUUUUGUGCCAGUGACAGAGGAGGAGCUGGAGAAAUGCCGCACUUUUGUUGCUGCUGCCCCGGCGGAUUCACCGCCCGAUGUUACGAUCGUUGUGCUCAAAGGCUCCUUCGAGUCUUCCCGCCGCGAUUUUCAGGAAGUCGAGUGGACGGAGUGUCGUGUCCCAGGGCUUUGGAGUGGACAAGUUCGGGCGGCUACGGCUUGGGUUGCUGCUUGCAGUGAAGUCUCGCCGACCCUCAAGGCCCGUGCCACUUCAGUUGCCGUUUCGGUGCCGACCCCUCGGGAGACUGUGGUCCUGAGGGCGCAUUGUGAUUGGAAGUUUGUGGAUUCGGACUGGGCCACACUCCAGGCCAAUCCUGGCCGCGCCUUCCGCUCCUGGGCGGGCAAAGCUUUUGGAUCCAUCAAGGAUACGUGGGGCUGGGCUGAUGUCCGUGGUUCCACGGUGGAGGGGCUGUUGCGCAUCGAGAAAGACAAGGUUGCCAAGGCACUCGCCGUCUCCGGCUCGUGGGUCGAUGGCACCCGGUUCUUCAUCUCGAAUGUUUCUCGCGCUCAGCAUUUGGGGACUCCUGAGCUGGCCGUGGACUGGGUGGAAUGGCAUGAGCAGGAGUCUUGGCAGUCGUAUGCCAAUCGAUGCAGCCGCUUACUUCAGCCGGUCUCCUUUGGGCUGGCGAGGGGUGCUAAGCAACUUGGUGUUCGUCGAGCCGCCACGCAGGAGGACCGGGACCGCCCUCAGACGGUUCGGAGGCGAUGGCGCAUCACUGGCGUGCCCCGUGACUGGAGUUGUGAGGAUGUGGUUCAGUUCAUGGUGGAUUGGGGCUUUGAGUCCGUGCAGGCUGAUGAGCGCAUGCCCUGGCGCAAACAGACCGCGUGGACCCUCCUCGCGACGGCCGAUCGUGCUCUCGACUAUGCCAUAGUCGACCUCAACUGUGGCCCUGUGGAGGCCACCCGGCUUGGCGGUGAUCGAGCUGCCGCCCACUCUCGGGCUUUGCCCAUGGAGUGGCGUCAGCAGUUCAAGGCGAGCGGCGGGAAGACCAAAACCGCUCGUAAGCCUGGUUCGGCGCCUACGUCUUUGACUUCGGAUGCCCCUGCGGAUGCUUCUGGUUCCGAUGUGGUGCUCGAGGACAUGGUGGUGGAUGGUGGUGGCGACGAUGAGCGCCAAAAUGGCAAAAGCAAGGUCGCGGGGCCUGAGACCGAGGCUGACUCCAAGCGGUCUCGAUUGGAGGGUCGGCCCAAGGCGGUGCAGGCUCGUAUCCCUCCUGACAUGAGGGUUGAGCCCAACUCUGGAGCUGGGAACUGUUUGUUCCAUGCUGUGCGGGAUGCCUUGGUGUCACAAGGCAGAUCCAAGCGCGAGACCGGCGAGAUUCGGAUGUUGGCGUGUACCCAUCUCCGUACCCACGCCGACCAUUAUGCCGGAUUUUGGAAAGGGGAUGCCCCAACUGCUAAUGGCGAGCCGCUGGGCACCGACUUUGCUGGCUACGUCUCUGCUGUUGCUCAAGAUGGAGCAUGGGGCGGAAGCCUAGAGUUGUCGGCUUUGGCGGCCACUCUUAACCAAGCCAUCUAUGUCUUCCGCGGCGAUGCCGACAACAUCACUGUGUUCAAUGCCAAGGGCCGUGGGCAUCCGAUCGCCCUGUUCUUUCACCAGAGGCACUACGAGGCGUUGGUCGGCAAGCUCACCCGCGCGACCAUCGCCAAUGCAGAGCCUGCUCAGAUCGGCGAUCCUGCCGAUAGAGGCGGUGGCUUGCAGCGAGCUGUCAAGGCCGAGAUCGGCGAUCCUGCAGAUCAUGGUGGUGCUCCCUCCGUGGGGCGAGCCGCUUCUUCCUUGGGUGGCUGUACUGCUGCCUCGAGUCUGGGUGGCUGCACUCAGGGGUCAUUGCCGUCGUCGCGAGCUGCUCCCACUGGCGAGCUCAAGGCUGUCUCGUUGGCCGGCGCACUGUCGGAGCUGCUGCUCCUUCUUCUGUUGGUGGCAGGCGCCGAUGCUGAUCCUCCCCCGGUGCUUAGCGCGAGCAAACGCGCUCUGCUUCAGCCGCGCUACCGACGGAAUGUGUUGGUGACUGGUGAUGGCCCACAGCGGUUUGAGUGUCCUCACUGCGACUACGCCUACACCCACCCCUCGAGGACCGUGGUUUCCUCAGCCCGGCGGACUCACCUGGUUCGCUGGCACGAUGGAGUCGGGGUCCCUGGAUCUGUGCGGGUUGUGGACACUCCUUUCCGGAGGCUUACCGCGGCCGAGAUCCAAGCCGACAGUUACGACUGGAAAUGCCCUGCUUGCCGCUUCGGCAUACCUGCUCAGGCGAGGGACAGCAUCUCCAAACAUGUCUUUGAGAGGGAAGCGACAAAGCAUCGUCGUGAACGACAUCCUUCUUACGAUGAUCGUCAGUGGCAGGCGCUGGCUGCUACGCAGGCAAUGCGCCGCCGAAGCGCUCGCCGGAGCCGUGUGGUGUGCGCUGCCAAUAAGAGGGCUGUGAAGCGAGUGGCGAGCGGUGCUGACUUCCCCGGCUUCGAUGAGUUGUUGUGGCCAGUGCUUGCUUCGAAAAACCGUCGUACUUGCCAUGUGCUUUGGCGGAAGGCUUGGAGCUGCCAGGAGUGCUGCCAUCUGUUCACACAUGUGUCGCCGAAGUCCAUCAGGCGCUUCUUCAAGGUUGCUAAGAUCCUCAGGCGGGGGCCGCACGGUCUUCCUGAGGAGGUGCUCACCGCCAGGCUGGCUGCUGCUGAAGCAGCAUUGCAUCGCAGUGUCUUGGCCGUUUGCAGUGUGCUCCAGCGAUGCUCCUUGGAUGCUGCUUGUCUCCAGGAGGUCGAUGUUAAUGAGGAGUCGUGGCCUAGGGUGGUGGCCUCUUUCAAGAGUCAGGGUUACCAGCUGAUCGGCGGCGCUACAGUUUCUGGUGAGGGCCAUCUGGGCUCCUUUCGCCGCUGCGCCAUUGUCUCUCGCAUGCCCCUGAAGUGCCUCCGGCUGAGUGGGAUCGAUGAACCUGACAGGGCUGUUGCUGUGGUCUUCGAAGCGCGCCUCGAGCACUCGCUCAAGAAGAUCAUACUGGCUUGCACUUACGGUCACGCUGCUUGUCAGGACCGGGCCGCCGCUCACCACGCUCAGGUUCUCUCUGCGCUUUCUGCUUGUGCUUGCGAGUGGCUGCUCCUUGGUGACUUCAACGUGGCACUGGAGGAGGCUCCGGCGGCAACAGCUUCCGCUGCGCGCUCUGACUUGCGAGCUCUCGACGAUGCCUUUGCGCACCAGGGUGAGCUCCCAAGCACUUCUCCGAGCCGAGGCCGACGGAUCGACUAUGGGCUCGCCUCGCGGGGGCUUUCUGCAACUCAGCUCUUGACUUUCGACACUGUUGCCGACCACUUGGGGACGGCCUACGAGGUGCCGGUCACCUUGCCUUCGGGCCACGCUGGGCCGCUUCGGGCUCGUCUUCACUCUGAGGCUGUUUCGGAGGACGCCUGGCAUCACACGUGGCGACCGCAGGCUGCGCGCUUUCGGCGCGCUUUGACCGAGGACUUGGACGAGGCGUGGGCUCUUCUUUCAGGUGCUGCUGAGGAGGUGCUUUCUGCAGGGGGCUCUGACACUACCGCUGUCACUACUGGCCGCUACGUUGCACGACAUUCUACCUGGGCUCCUCACGCUGCUCGGGCUGUUCACAAAGCUGCUUUGGGCUCCGAGCCCGUUCUUCUGGUUCGGAUGCGCCGGCUUCAACGACGUCUUGCACAUCUUCGGCGAGUUCCUCGUGAUGCUGCUCUUCGUGCGAACAUUGUCGAGGACCUGACCAAGCUGGGACACACCUUCCCGGAACUCUACGACUCCUUGGGUGGCGCUGAGGCUGGUGCGCUGAGCUUGGUGACCACUUUGGUCACUGCCCUCGAGGUUGAGACUAAGGAGGCCGCCGUUGCUUCUUGGCAGCGCAAGGUCUGUGACGACUUUAAGGCGCAGUGCGCUUGGGUCAAGCGGCGCAUGAUGCUUGAGGAGCAGAUCCGCGGCCGAGCGGGAGUGGUUGCCGAGAUGGACUCGCUCUUUCCAGCGUGUCGUGCUGGUGGGCCUGACGGUUGGGUCGUUGAGCAAUGGCUUCAAUUGCCGCUGGACUUCUGGGAGGCUCUUGCGGCGGCAGUGGUGGCGAAGCUCACUCCUUGGGCCACGCAGUGGCUUGGACACCAGACUUGUGGCGGCGUCCCGCAGCGCUCCACCAAGGAUGUCGUGCAUCAGUUGUUGGCGGCCUGCAACCAGGGCGAGCUUCUGGUCGGUGAAGACCUCACGAAGUACUUCGACUCGGUGGACGUUGAGGACGUCGACUUAGUGCUCCAGCGACUCGGUGCCCCUGCCCCUCUUCGUCGUCUGGUGCAGCUGGUCUACGAAGAACACUACAAGCUCUUUUCUGCUGCCGGCGUCUCGGGCUCUGGGUGGCGCUCCGUGAGCCGUGGGCUUUUUCAGGGCUGCCCGCUCAGCCCGCUGUUGGCGGCUUCGUGCCUGACAGCAUGGUCCGCUCUGGUGGAGACGGCGCCUGGCGUGGCCACGGCCUCCUUUGUGGACGAUCGCUUCCUGAUGUUGAAGGCUGGUGCUGAUUUUGAGACUGCCUCGCAGCUGAGCUCGGAGUUCGAUGAUGCUUUCGGCUUCGCACGGGACAUCGCCAAGUGCCGCGUUGGUGCCCCUUCGUCCCAUGCUGGCGCAAGUGCUGUUGCGGCCCACUUUGGGUACCCGCGGGCCUCUCGCUUUGAGGUGCUCGGCCUGGACCUUGACCUGGACGUUGGUGGUGUUGCUGAUCUCGCGGGCUUCUCGCUGCAGAGGACUCGACGACGCAUUCGCUUGGUGACUGUCGUUGCUCCUCACUUUCGUGUGAGGCGCGGGCUCUUUAAGAGGCUGGUGGUGCCUGCUUUCACUUGGGCUGGCGCCUUUGGAGGCGUUUCUCGCGACGAAGCUUACAAACUUCGUAACGACUUCCUCUUCCGAGUUGGUGGUGCCUCAGCGCGCGACAAGGCGCGGCCGCUCUGCUUGGAGGUUCUUGGCUACGACUGUGACCCGCCUUUUAUGAGGCGGUGGAGCGCUCUUCGUGAACUUGUCCGGCUCAAGACUUACACCCGAGCUUGGCAGGAGACGGCUCCUUUGACUGUUGCUCUGGCUCCGCUUUCCACUGUGCUCCCGUUCGUGAACCUUGUGCUGCAGGAGCUUGGCUGGUGGUUUGGCCCUGGUCAAUGCUCUCUUGUACGGCGGGACAGACUUGGGGUUCUGCGCCACUUCAACUUUGGCUCCGACGGGCUGGCGGUCUUGCACGAGUGGCUCGCUGACUGGCACCGACGUGAGGCUCUUCAGGCUUGUGGUCGUGUUCACAGGGGCUUCCACAGACCCACCGCUGGCCUCGCUUCUGGGCUCCUUUUUCCUGCUGUUGCUCCUGGUGUUCUUUGCACCUUCGCCGGUCACCGCAAGCUGUAUGACCAAGGGGAUCUUUAUCUUCGUCAGCUUUGCUUGGGCCAUGGUUGCUGUGCUUGGGACAAGGCCGCUCGCUACCAGCUUGAGGUCUUGCCGGAUUGCAGAUGCGGGCUACCACAGCCUAGUCGACCCCACUUGGUGUGGCACUGUGCCGAGUUUCCACGGGUUCGAGAUGCUGUCGGGCCGGUCGCUGACAGGCUCGCCGAGCGGCUUCUGGCGCGCGAGGUCCCCGAGAAACCGGCUCCUCCUGUGGCCUUGGACUGCGGGGGCCUCGAGGAGGAGCUUGCUGAGGCGCUGUGCGCCGCCUGGCCGGCCGCCUCUGCUGAGCUGUUCGUUGCUACCGAUGGCUCCAGCUUCUCUGAUGUUGCCUCGUACGCCGUUUGUCUUGAGGAUGGUGCUGAUUUUGCUGGCGGCGUUUCUGGGGAGGACCAGUCGCCGUAUAAGGCCGAGCUGAGCUUUCUGCUCUUGCCCUUCUUCUUCGAGCUGCUCGCCGUCUUGACCGGUUUCCUCGAGUGUUGCAGUGCUGGCGUCCUCUGGGCUCAGGGUGCGACUGGAGUGGAUCCCAAGCCAUGGAAAGCCGUUGCCCAGGCACUGGCGAGCUUUGUCAGGAGCCAGACCUCGGCCAGGCGCCGCUGCUUCUUGGCGCGUGAAGCUGCGCAGCGCUGGGAGGAGACCGUUUUGCAGGCCGCGGCGUCGACUGCAGCUCUUUGGGACGCCAGGCCCGACGUGCCCAGGAGGCGGGCUGGACUGAUGCUGAGUGGGAUGCGUGGAAUGGAAGUGCGACGACAAGGCGAAGAGCUACGUGACCUCAAGGAGAAGUCUGAACGGUCGAGCAAGUUAACAGUGUUUACGGCGAGGGAUGCUGGAGAGGCUAAGGCGGCGCUACAGACUGCAGUCUUCCUCACCGGACAUUUUCGCGAGCACAUGCAGGGAAUUCUGAAGACGUACCAAGAUGCUCGUGAUCAGGCACGCGAUGGUGGUGGGGUCGCUUCGAAGGAUCCGCAGGCGCAGGGCGCGUUGAACCGCUGA